AAGUUGAUAAAUGAGAUAAUUCAGAAGAAAUAAGGGCUAGUAAAUAAUAAAAGAAGAUGCCAGUGGAGACGCAAUCACGAGAUUUUGAUACAUUUGCCUAAGGGGGCACACCCUCAGAUAGGGUGAAUCUAAAAGAUAAGGCUGCUAGUUAGUUUAAUAGCCAUCGUCAUCACCACCAUCAACAUUUUCUUUCCUUUCGUCUUGGCUGAGCCAAGCAAGGAGGAGACGAGGAUGGAUAUUUUCGAUGUUGGGCCCUGCAAGGAUUCCUACCAGCUGGGUUUCCUGAUAGGACAAAGAUUCUCGGACUUGAUAAGGAGCAGGGUAGUCACUGACCUCAUACUCCAACACCAGCUGCUUCCGUUUUCUCGCACCCCUGAAGCCGAGCCGCUCAUCGAGUCGCUCUGCAGCAACAACAAGCAGAGAUUUCCAAGGUACUGGGAUGAACUAUUGGGAACUGCUCAGGGGAGCCGCGUCUCAGCCCUCGAGCUAAUACUGGUGAACUUCAGAAAGGAGAUACUACCAUUUAUCCCCAAAACAGAGGAAGCCCCCAAACAAGAAGAUACAGCCAGUGAGGACUGUUCCGAUGUUCUCAUUGUAAACGAUUCGACAGCCUUCCUUGGACAUAAUGAAGAUGCAAAUGUAGCUCUAGUCGGCCACACCUAUUUGGUGAGGGUGAUGCUUCCUACUGGACUAUCCUUCACAGCUUACACCUAUGCAGGAGAACUACCAAGCUGUGCUUUUGGUUUUAACAGCCAUGGGGUGGCAUUUACACUAAAUGCGGUACCGCCAUCCAACGAUGAAAUACUUGAAGGAGGAAUUGGUCGGAACUUUAUAUCACGAGAUCUACUCGAAGCAACUAACAUCUCAGACGCGUUGAAUAGGCUUCAGUCAUCCAAUGCUUCUGUUGGGCACAGCUAUAAUCUGGUAGAUAUGCAAGGCCGGAAGAUAUUUAAUGUAGAAACUGCGUCAAACAACCGCUUCUCCAUUCAUGAAGCUGGAGCUAGACCAUUCUUUCAUGCAAACAUGUACCUGCACCUUAAAGUCCAGCAGGUACAAAAUGAGAGUUCUAUCAGUCGGCAAAGAAGAGCAGCGCUACUUCCAGCAGAGUCCAAAGAAAAUACACUUGCUCUUCUUGGAGAUUGUGAGGACGAAGAAUACCCCAUCUAUAUGACAGGCCCCACGCUGUACACUCUAUGCACUGUGCUUAUUGAUCUGGAUGACCGGACGCUGACAAUAAUUCAAGGCCAACCCAAAAAAAGGAGACACUCUUUCUUUAUUUUCAAUAUUCUAAGUGCAGGGGCUACAACUAAUGCUCUCACUAGAAAGCAUAAAGUCUAUCUCAACUAUUGAUGAAGAUGUUAAUCGAUUGGAUCAAACACGGCUAUCGUCUUGGAUUCAAACUUGAACGCAUCGAUGUUCUUCAUGCAGGCUCAUAGAGACCCAACAUGUGUCCAUCAAUGCACCGCAAGGCCGCAACCUGUAAAAUCAGUGUUAAAACUAUGUCCUCUUCUGUGAUA
Asparagus officinalis (garden asparagus) is the source of this 1517-nucleotide messenger RNA. RefSeq lists its product as uncharacterized. Lineage: Eukaryota; Viridiplantae; Streptophyta; Magnoliopsida; Asparagales; Asparagaceae. The record is from RefSeq and is a predicted model, not a curated record. The coding region runs from base 232 to 1350 and encodes 372 amino acids. The transcript has 7 exons.